CUUCUCUCUGCCCUCUUCUCCUCGCAGCAGAGAUCCCUUUCUCCCAAGCAUGCCUUCUCCUCAGACUGCUCCAUAUGACUGGAUCCUUGCCAUCACCUCCAUCGCCUUUGUCUUCAGCGCGUUCGGAAACGGCGCCAAUGAUGUCGCCAACUCAUACGCCACUUCGGUGGCUGCCCGUACCCUCACCAUGCCCCAAGUUGGUUUCCUCUCCAUGAUCACCGAGUUUGUCGGUGCAGUCGGUCUAGGUGCACGUGUCACCAACACUAUCAAGAAUGGAAUCAUUGAUAUCGAUCGAUUCGAGGGCUCUCCUGGCCCCCUGAUGUUGGCCAUGGGCUGUGCCGAAGUCGGUAGUGCUACUUGGCUCAUGCUGGCAACCACAUGGGGCUGGCCCGUCAGCACAACCCAGACGGUUGUGGGUGCCUUGAUCGGUACUGGCUUCGCAUCACAAGCCAGUGUCAAGUGGGCCUGGGAAUCUGGCAGCGUCUCCCAAGUUGCUGCUUCUUGGGUUAUUGCCCCCUUGAUCGCCGCCGCCAUCUCAGCCCUCAUCUUUGGAACGGUCAAAUACUCAGUCGUCGAACGAAAAGACCCCUUCAAGUGGGCAAUGAGACUGAUUCCUUAUUACUUCGCCACCACAGCCUCAAUCCUUGCACUCUUCAUUGUCGUCGAAGUUCCUACAGCUCCAUCACUAGAAGAGUUCGGUGCUGGCAAGGCUGUGGGCAUCAUUCUCGGUGUCUGGUUCGGAGUCCUGGCAAUUUGCUACAUCUUCUUCAUGCCCUAUUUUGAGCGACGUUUGAUCAAAAGAGACUCGCGUGUCAAGUUCUACCACGCACCACUCGGCCCCUUGCUACGCAGAGAGAACCCUCCUCUGUACUUUCCCGCCAAGGAAGACGGCAAAUAUGUCACUGACUACUACGAGAAUGCGUACACCACAGCAGAAGCUGCGGCAUCGGAGGACUUGAAGGUCGAGGUGUCAUCCAGCAGUCCCGUCACCCCUGAUAUCGUCAACCUCGAGAAGGGCAAACUUGCCGAGCCACCUCGACCGAGAGGACCUAUCGGACCGGUCGAACGGUUCUUGGACCCCGUCAGAUCGCUGCCCUGGACAAGCAGCAAGAAAUGGCUUGGAUAUGGCAAGUUCGCCCUGUUGCAGGGUGUCACCCGCGACUGCGUAAGCCACGACUCUGCAAGACUGAGAGAUGUUCAUUCUCGUGCUGCCAAAUACGAUCUCAGGGUUGAGCAUCUGUGGACAUACUGUCAAGUGGCCUCGGCCAUGUUGAUGUCAAUCGCUCACGGUAGCAACGAUGUCGCCAACGCUGUCGGUCCCUGGGUCGCAGUAUACCAGACUUAUAUCGACGGAGAAGUGUCAACAACAUCCCCUACCCCUAUCUGGAUCCUAGCCAUCGCCGGUUUCCUAUUGGGUGCAGGCUUCUGGUUCUACGGUUACAACAUUGUGCGCGCACUCGGCAACAAGAUCACACAGAUGUCCCCUACUCGGGGUUUCAGUGUCGAACUCGGCGCUGCCGUUACCGUUUUGUUAGCCUCCCGCCUUGCUCUCCCCGUGUCGACUACUCAGUGUCUCACAGGUGCCACCAUGGGUGUGGCCUUGAUGAACUAUGACUUUGGUGCCGUCAACUGGAGACAGUUGGGCUUCAUCUUCAUCGGAUGGAUGUUGACCCUUCCCUCUGCCGGUUUAGUCGCCGGUUUACUUUGCCUCAUGGCUUUGAACACACCUCAUUUCUGAUUGAAGCUGUGUGCAAUAGAUUGCAUUACUUCACAGAUUCUGACGAACAAUUAAGGAGAGAAUUCAUGAUGAGCGGAUUUUGGGAACAGUGGCCUCGAUAGAUAUUGCCCUUCCCUGGCACGGCGUUCCAUUCAAACU
Exophiala mesophila is the source of this 1876-nucleotide messenger RNA. RefSeq lists its product as uncharacterized. NCBI's taxonomy places the organism in Eukaryota, Fungi, Ascomycota, Eurotiomycetes, Chaetothyriales, Herpotrichiellaceae. Bases 50 to 1738 code for a protein of 562 amino acids. The record is from RefSeq and is a predicted model, not a curated record. Gene Ontology annotation, cellular component: membrane. Gene Ontology annotation, biological process: phosphate ion transmembrane transport. The transcript has a single exon.